Messenger RNA from Ectocarpus sp. CCAP 1310/34, 3404 nucleotides. Lineage: Eukaryota; Phaeophyceae; Ectocarpales; Ectocarpaceae. The record is from the annotation of a GenBank genome assembly.
CCCCGUUCAAUUCCUACGGCUCAUGGACAUCGCGGAGCGCCGCGUGGUGCCCAAGGGAAGCAACCUCAAGGAGGGUGGGGCUCCGCACAAGGAAGUUCUACUCAUCGUCGAGGGUACCGCAGAGGUCAAGUCCGAGGGAGUUGCCGUGUCCCACAUGGAGAAGGGUGGAUUCAUUGGGUCCAUGGCCUUCAUGCGCCUCAGUAAGAAGCUGUCCGCCGCCAAGCUCGCCGCCGACGACGGGCACUACGUCUACAAAGACGGAGGCAUGUUCCGGAAGGCUUGGGAAGCGAUCCUCGGACAGCUGCGGAGGGACGGAUCCGUGGUGGGAGAGGUGGCCCAGACCGUCGUGGGGGACAAGACGCUCAAGAGGCAGGACACGAUGGGGUUGGAGCGCUCCAUGUCCACUGUGACUGCCACCUCCGACGUGGUGGUGUACGUUUGGGACCAGCACGAGCUUCGCGAGUUCAUCAACCGCCGGCCCAUGAUCGGCGCGUGUCUCCAGAAGGCGAUCACGGUUGACCUGGUGAACAAGGUCGACCAGUCUCGCGACCACCACGAGCACUACCGGCAGCUGCUCGCCGAGACGUUGGACGGAGGACGGGUCACCUCCACGGAGAGGAAGAACUUGCAGAGGUACCGCGAGGGGCACGGUAUUUCGUUCGAGGAGCACCUGGACCGCCUCAAGGAGAACAACUGGACCGAGGAGGAGUUCGAGGCCGGCUUCCAGACGGGCGUGGCGACCCAGAACUUCCUCGAGUACGAGGCUUUGCUGCGCAAGGAGCUUGCCAAGGGGAAGGUUGGCAUCGAUGCACAGGAGCACCUUAUCGCGGUCGAAAAGCAGGGCUGGACGGCGGACGACUACGAGGCUGGCGCCAAGAACGGCUAGAUUCCAACAGACGAUUACCGACCCAUGCUCCACAGAGCGGACGACGGAUUUCCCAGUGGUAGGACGCGAAGGAUCGGGGGGAUGGGAAGGGGGGUCGUUUCUUGCCGAAAGGGGCGCCGUCGUGUGCUUUUGAUCCGCCCCCCCCCUGUGCCUGGGGGCACAGAGGCCGAGCAGAGGCACCCCUCAAAUAUCUUGAAAAGGUUGAGCCGCGGAGCUUGAUGGCUUGUGUCGUUUUCUUUGUUGCUAUUGGUACGCUCAGUACACGGCAGAAUGUGUCGCCACCUCACGGGAAGGGAGAGACUGUAUCUUUUUCAGGAAACAUCGAAAAUGUUCUGAUACGUGGGAGAGGGGAGGGUGAUCCAAACGUAGCAAACGUAGAUGUCUAGACACGCGGGGGGGGGGGGAGACGGCGAAUCGUGGUUUGCUUCACGGCGGCGGCAAGGGUCGAAGUUGAUCGCGUGGUGUGCGCACGUACACACAGGUGUAUGGCCGCCGGGCUUUUGGGGUGCAAAGAUAAAAAGGAGUCGGCGGUUGUUGGUGCGCAUAUCGGAACCAUCGAUCAAUCUCGUAGACUGCGACGGUUGGGCGCGAUCGGCAAGCUAGGCUAGGCCAAGAAGAAUCUUGUUUUCAGAGGACUCUCUUCGUUCAGUUACGACCAGAUUGUUGUUGCCCGAUAAGCAGUUGUGUCUGCCUGGACGCAUCUCCUGCAGUGACGUGAUUUGUUUCCUUGGGGGAAUACAGUGUGUCUGUCCCUCCCUGUGUUUUCUCGCCAUCAACGUGUUGGGCGCUUGUUGUGGAAGUGCGAGUUUGCUUUGCCUAUCUUGCCGUAGCGUUCGUUCGUUCGUUUGCUCUGUCCUGUUCGGAAACAUAGGACAGUACUGUUGGAGGGUCGGAUGAAUUCAGCUCACGUGUUGGUAUAGCAGUUUCGAAAAUAUCUACUGUACGUGGUUGCCAAUUCCGGUACACAGUUUCGGACUCGAGUUUUCCGACAUUUGGCUAGCGUUUUUUUACUUGUUGCAUACUUCGUAUAUAUGAUGUGGUAUUUGGGAUGACUGAAUCAGACUGACUCUGCUUGAAAUAGAAAUGGAGAUGGUUCUUGUGGCCAGGCGAUCAGGUCUUCCAUGGAACGGUGACGCCAACAUUUUGGUGCAUGUAGGUGACUGGCUGGUACACGGGUGUAGUAGAAAACCAGCGAGACGUGGAGGGUAGGAGUGAUUCCAGUUCGAUGAUCGACGGUCGAUGGGAUGAUGGGUGGUGUUGCUCGCGUUCGCUUUUUCUUCGUUUCAUUUUCGGUCUCCAGCUAUUUUGUUCGUGGUCUUCUCCUUGCCCCAACAUACAUGGACGUUGUGCCAAUGUUAGUCUUCCUGCAGAUCAUCUAGGGGCCAAAUUGGUACCCAAUCUAACGUGGCGGUGGUGAUUGGAUUCGUACCCCAUGCACCCGUGGGACGUUUUUUUUCCCUUGACGUGUUUUUGUGAGCCACGCAUCUCGCAGAUUGUAGCUUUCGUUUCAACGAAAUGAACGCAAUUCAGCGGUGUGGUCUGAAUAUCGAGGGGACCUUGAAGAGCCGAUACGCAAAGGGGGGCAGAGGGUUAGUUGGAGGACAAGAGGGGAGGCAUUGUUUAUCCACUAGUGGUGUUGGGGAAGUUGGAAGUUGUUGUCGGCUAUGGGAAGGACUGGAGACAUCGGCCAAGUACGCGCCUCUAGAUAUAAGGAGAGGACCAUCCAGCGCUGCACGUCUGCUGUGGGUGAGCGCGCGAAGAAAGAGUUCGGGACAUUUGCAUAGACUACCGGUUCAAUCGUUAGUUAUCUUCUUUAGUUGAAGUCGCCUGCCGAGCAAUGCUUCUUCAGUCACUGUAUCGAAUGCGCGACGCAAAAAGUGCCUUCCCUUGCUCAUCUUUUCCUUGCUCUCAGUUGUUUUUUUACCGAGGAAUAUGACCAUGGCGAAAGAUUAUCUUCUAUCUACGAAUACUAGUUACGAUGGUGGACGAUUUUUCUCGAUACUAGAAACGAGAGAGAGAGGUCAUGGGGGUAUAGUGUGAGGUGUGAGACCGCGUGAGGGUGUUGCACUCCCAACGUGCGAUUUCAUCCGAGUGAAGUCUGGUUGGUCUCCGUUGUUUUGCCUGGCGAACGAGAGAGAGCGGGAGAGUUGUGUCUUCGAGAGUGUUCUUCAUCUUCUGCAAUGACUGUUUCUUGCGUCGUAUGUAUGUAUUCACCUAUUCUAGUCACUCGUCAUUCUGCCGCGGGAGUAUCCUCAACGCGCGUUGAACAUUAUUACUGGGCAAAGCACACAACAGGGUAACCCUGGUCGAAAAGCGACUCAACUGGGUACAUGCAAUUCAAUAGUGAAGUUAACCCAAGUUAUUGGUCAACGCCCACUUUCACCCCGCCGCGUUCUAAAAGCGUGGGAUAUACUGUAACGUUCUGCCGUGGUUAGUUUUUUUCUCCAGAAUUGUUCCCCGAGUGACUUGACGGGAAAUGAGACCCCUUCUUUCUUCUUUCACUAACCAUUUUCCUCCG